Molecule: messenger RNA, 825 nt
Organism: Enterobius vermicularis (human pinworm)
Lineage: Eukaryota; Metazoa; Nematoda; Chromadorea; Rhabditida; Oxyuridae
Source: the annotation of a GenBank genome assembly
AUGAGAAGUAAUGUUACGGCUUGCACUCUUAAACGGUAUCUACCGUAUUUGCUGUUGCUCAUUGGCGCUUUCGCCACUUAUGAGUUUCUGAGGAAUGUGACUAUGACGGAAGAACCAAUAAUUAUUGUACUGACUCCAACGUAUAGGCGACCAGAACGGCUUGCUGAUAUGACAAGAUUUGCGCAAACCCUAUCGCAUAUUAAGAGGUUGCAUUGGAUUGUUAUUGAAGACGCUAACCAUACUGUCGAUGCUGUGGAACGAAUUCUGCAGAGAAGCGGUUUACCGUACGUUUAUUUCCACGCUACCACGGAACCUGGUUUUCCAAAAAGAGGUUGGACUCAUCGAAAUAAAGGACUUGCUUAUAUUAGAACAAAAUAUCGCAAUUACAAACAUCCAGGAGUAGUCUAUUUUGCAGACGACGACAACACUUAUGAUAUUCGUUUGUUUAAUAACUAUAUUCGAAACGUUAAAAGUAUUGGGAUAUGGGCUGUAGGCUUGGCAGGAACUGCCUUAGUUGAAGCUCCACACGUCGUCAACGGAACUAUUGUUAGUUGGGAUGUGGUCUAUGGUCCCACGCGACCAUUUGCCGUUGACAUGGCCGGAUUUGCAGUAAAUCUUGACUUGAUUCUUCAGACGAAUGCCAGCUUUCAUCGUGGAUGCAUUAAAACUGUGCCAGAGUCGUGUUUCUUACAACAAUUUGGUAUCCCGAAGGACAAAGCCGAACCCUUCGGAUACGAUGAUGAUCCAAAAGAAAUUCUUGUUUGGCACACUAAAACGCGUAACAUUGGCAUCAGAGGUGGGAGGCAUGGCUAUGUGAUCGAAUAG